Molecule: messenger RNA, 537 nt
Organism: Cadophora gregata
Lineage: Eukaryota; Fungi; Ascomycota; Leotiomycetes; Helotiales; Ploettnerulaceae
Exons: 1
Coding region: 1-537 (178 amino acids)
Source: RefSeq, a predicted model, not a curated record
AUGGUGAAGCGUGCCACAGAAGAAGAGAGCAGAGCAUGGGCUGCCCUCCCCUCAAGCACCGAAAUGGCCAUCCGCCACAUGUCCUCCGUCUUCCUCAUGGGCGCACUCCUCACAAUCCUUACGCCCUUCGCUCCCUUCUCCUGGCUAAUUCCAGCCGAAGGUCCUGAGCUGCUCGACACUUUCCUCUCGCCCGUCCUCGUCCUCGGCGCCCUCUACUCCCAAUGGCGCAUCGCAGGCGUCAUCCAACCCGUUGCAGUGGAGUUCGGUGAUGUCGUGUUCAUGUAUCGUCAGGUUAUGUACUGGCAAUUGGCGUUUUUGGAGAUAGUCGUUGUUGUGGCGAUUAAUUGGGCUCAGAAUGAGAUCUAUCGCAGAUUUGCGAGUGUGGGUGUUAUUGCUGGACUGUGGGGGAUUGGGUGGUUUGCGACUCCGUUGAAGAUGAAGUUAGUGGCUUGGGAACACAUAAAGUGGAUUUGGACUUUGAUGGCUUUCAACGAGGCAAGGAGGGUUGUCGGAAGUGGUCGAGGCAGACGGUACUGA